Anoplopoma fimbria (sablefish) is the source of this 3409-nucleotide messenger RNA. RefSeq lists its product as uncharacterized. The record is from RefSeq and is a predicted model, not a curated record. The transcript has 7 exons. NCBI's taxonomy places the organism in Eukaryota, Metazoa, Chordata, Actinopteri, Perciformes, Anoplopomatidae. Bases 90 to 2099 code for a protein of 669 amino acids.
GAGCAGCUCACCCCAUCUUCCUGGGGUUCAACGUAGAGCUCAUCACCGAUCCUGGACAGAGACUGGAUGGCUUUGGCCAGCACUGAACGAUGUCUCAGUCACAUGAUUCCAAAGACACUCAGGCCUUGCUGCAGUCCAUGCUGCAGAGACUGAAGCUCCAGCCGGGAAAAGAGGCCCAGGCAUACCUGCACACACCUUUACCAACCACACCUGCUUGGGGGCAAAUUGGAAAAAGAGGAGCCUCCAACCUCCAGAAAGUAAACAGCGGCCCUGUAAAUGGCUUUGAGCCUGGUACCAACGGUAUCUCCCCAAAAGAGUUGGGGAUCUCUGCUGCAGGGAGUAACUUUGGCUUCAGAGGUGGGGAAAUACAACAACCAGGUCGUGGCCUUGAAGUGGACAGGGGUCUUAUUUCCUCCACCUCCCAGAAAGACAACAUUGAUGGUGACACAGGUGAGGAAAGGGUGUUAGGACAAUCCACUCAGCCUGGUAUCACCCCAACAGGGACGGGCCAGCCGUUUCCUGCUGAAUCACUUAAGGAUGCUGAUAUCACUUCCUUUGAGAGGACUAGGUGGAGUUCUGGCGGUUCUGCAAUGACAAGGCAAAUCCGUAGCAAUAACGUUGAUACAGGACUGAAUCAGGACCAGGACCAGAGUUUUACACCCAAAGUCUUCAUGUGGUCUUUAAAGCCCAAAGAAGCAAAUCUUGACACACAAGUUCAAGAAAAUGAAGCAUUGCAUAUGGGAAACGGAGGAUUUGGAGCUUUGGCAAUGAAUAAAGACAUGCAGGUUGUUGCGGCAAACAGCGGCUCAAGAAGAAAACAGCGAUCGUCUGAGAACAAAACAAGGAGAUGGACUCAGAAGAUCAAGGAGAGAUGGAGGGACAGGCCGGGGAGUUUUGGAAAUAAAGGCAAAAAAGAAGGAGGAACAGUAGACCAGAAGAGUGAGCUAGGACUUGAAAUUUCACCUCCAAACCAGCUGAUGACAGCAGGAAAUGUCAUCAACACAUCAAAAAAGGAGGAAGAAAGGACCCUUCCUGUACUCGACAGCAGUGGUCCCAGUAACACCACUCCUACAAACUCAGAAGAUGGCACCAACGAAGGAUAUAUGAGAUCGACCAGCGACUUUGAGUUUGGCCUGGGCUCCUUCAGCUUGCUGGAGGAGAUCGUCACGGGUCAAGAGUGGGCCAGGUUCCUAAACCCCAACCAAUCAGCCGCCUCUGCCCAUCAGAGACCUUCAGAACUCAAAAUCACACCAAAUCUUAAUGAUACUAGUCCAUCAUCUCUGAUUUUGAGCCAACAAGGAGUCGUGAACAACCAGUGGGGCUUCAAGGGAACUGAGACAUCCCCAGAUUUAGAUUUCAGCAGGGCACAAAUAUCGCCUGAUGCUUUCCAACCCGUCAGCAUGGACGUUUCAGAAGGAAAACAAGCGGCAGUACGGGGCGUUCACAGUGAGGCGGAUCAAUCAGAACCAAUGGAGCAUGGACUGACCCGUAGACCUCGCUCGUUUUUAGAGACUAAAGUUAUGCUGGAAAACUCAGCACUUAAGAGCAGAGUCGCCCUCAACAGGAAGAGACAGCAUCACUUGGCUUAUAGAGACGACACGCUUCACACAGAGAGAAUGAGUGAUGGAAAAGAGGCAGACAGAGAGGGGUUCAUGUCUUCACCGAGCACAACAAGCAACCAUGUGAUGGAGGAGACAGGAGAGUCACAGCGUGAUAACAGCAUUCCUUUAUACAUCCUAAACUCUCCAUCUCUCUCUCCGUCUACUCCUCUUGCUCCUGCACCCAGGGGUGUCCUCAAACACUCCAUAUCCCGGGACUCCCAGUCCUCAAUGGAAACUGUGACUAAAAGGAGGCGAGUUGAGGAGAACCGGCGGGUUCAUUUUUCUGAAACGGUGGUUGCCAUAGCGCCUCCAGAGAUGGAGUCGUAUGCUACAGACUCGGAGGAUGAUUCAGAAGAUGAGGAGGACUCUCUGGCAGAGCGAGAGUGUGAGGAGGAGCAGGCAGCGAUAGAGGAGGUGGCAGCACCAGCACGCCGGCCUGCUCUCCCUGCCUGGAUACAGGCUCUGAAGAGGAGGAACACAAGGAGGAAGCACAGAUAGAGACCGCACAACUGCAACUUUUGUUUCGUUCUUUCUGGAAACUUAAAGCACAUCUGUGUCUUAUUGUUCCUCAUCCGUCUCCAGACCACCAACGCUCAAAAUUAUAAUUGAUCAAACGCUGAGAGUAUUUCAAACCUUUGCAACUAGAGCCAGAAUUGUUUCCCCUCAACUGUUUUGUGUCCAUGAUCUCCUCUCUGUCUGUCUCUCUAGGCUGUAUUAUAUAUUAUAUAAUCUCAAUACAUUAUAUAAGUAUAUUAAGUGUUUAGUCGAUUUGGUUAAUGGAAUAAAUACUCUUUCAUGAAAAAUGCUGUGCUCCUCCUCCCCCUCUUUCAACUUCCCACUGGCCAGCAGCAGACUGUCUCCCGGUAAUGGCUCCCUGUCCGGCCAUCCUGGGAAAUUAACCCCAGAGGAGGAAAGGGAGUUUGAGCUGAAGUAAUGGCUGCAGACUAUUGGUGGUUUCUGAUCGUCUGCUGCUCUCUGUUCAGCUGUUGGAGUGCUGAAACCGUAUUUUAAAAACCAUUUGCUCACAGCCAUCACUCAUAGGAUAGUACACCCUGACAUUAUUAUCAGCCUCUGUUUAUGUUUUCACAUACUGGGACUGUAGCUACAGAGAUGCUUACAUUUGAGUGUAGCAACACUUGAGACAGUGGAGCUACAAGACAAAUAUUAAAGGAAUGGUUUGAUAUUUUUGAAUAUAUGUUUGUUUGAUUUUUUUAUGUGAGCCAGAUGAGCAGAUUGAUACCACUCUCAUGUCUGUAUGAGAUUUUAUGUUGGUCUGGUACAUAAACCCUGUAAAACCUCACUAGGACACAUGCUUCCCCCUGCCCUUAGCCUUUGUGCUAAACUGUAACUUCAUAUUAACUGUAUGGAUUGUUGUCCUGGAAGAGUUUGCUGGAAGCUGUGUGUGUUUGUAUACAUUGUCCCCUAAACGGGAAAAACUAGAGAACAUAUUUAAAAAGGAAACAUCCUCCAUCUACAUCAUUAUCCCAGUUACAUUUACCAAUUGUUCUUAGCCCUCCAGUGCUGUUAUAAUAUUCAGAAAACUAUUUGUUUAUUCUGUACAGACGAGCUGCAGCUCUGCUUCAAAGAUUGACCAGAGGCAACAUUCAUUGAGUACUUUAUGGUGCUGUGUCAUUUCCAUUACAUGUAUUAUAUUGAUUUGUGUUAUUAAAUUAGUACAUUAAACUUUGUGCUAACUGCUGUCAAUUCCUCCGCGGCCUCCCCUCACAGCUAUCUUCUCCCGUAAAUCACUGUCAGAGCCAUUAAGAGGCUCUUUAGCCGAUCUAUUAGUGCCCUGGUCACGUUUUAUA